AUGCGUUAUCGCGAGAGAGCGAUGGAGCGUUUACUGGAGAUGGCUAACGCGCAGAAGAUGGUUGAAGUUGCUGAGGACGUGUUCUUUGCAGAGGAAUAUCUCAGGCUUGUCGACAAUGGGACGAUUCUUGAGGAUGAUCUGGUUCUGAUGCUCUCGCUUGAUGGCGCUCAGCUCUAUGAAUCUAAGCAGUCCGAUUGCUGGAUC
Molecule: messenger RNA, 204 nt
Organism: Dichomitus squalens LYAD-421 SS1
Lineage: Eukaryota; Fungi; Basidiomycota; Agaricomycetes; Polyporales; Polyporaceae
Exons: 1
Source: RefSeq, a predicted model, not a curated record